This is a messenger RNA of Alligator sinensis (Chinese alligator), 392 nucleotides long. RefSeq names its product E3 ubiquitin-protein ligase HECTD3-like. The transcript has 3 exons. The record is from RefSeq and is a predicted model, not a curated record. NCBI's taxonomy places the organism in Eukaryota, Metazoa, Chordata, Crocodylia, Alligatoridae. Gene Ontology annotation, molecular function: ubiquitin-protein transferase activity. The coding region runs from base 48 to 392 and encodes 114 amino acids.
ACCCCUCCUGCAAGGACUUUGCCAAGUACGAGUGGAUCGGCCAGAUCAUGGGGGCCGCUCUGCGGGGCAAGGAGUUCUUGGUCCUGGCGCUGCCGGGCUUCGUGUGGAAGCAGCUGACAGGGGAGGAGGUCAGCUGGACCAAGGACUUCGUGGCCGUGGACUCCGUGCUGGUGAAGUUCCUGGAAGCGGUGGAAAGGAUGGACAGAGAGACCUUUGAGUCAGAGUUUGGGAACGAGCUGACCUACACCACGGUGCUCAGCGACCAGCGCACCGUGGAGCUCAUCCCCAACGGCAGCCGGAUUGUGGUGCGCUACGAGGACCGCGAGGAGUUCGUCCGCCUGGUGCGGACCGCUCGGCUGGAGGAAAGCACGGAGCAGGUAAUUGCGCCGUGA